AUGCGGUAGCCAUAAAAGUGCGUUUUAGAAUGAUUACUGGUAGCCAGCGGAGAAACAGAUUAUACGGCUCCACACAACUGUUGUUUUAAUCCCCUGAGCGAGGAGAUUUAGCAAGAAAAAACACUGGCUUCAAACCCAGCAGCCAUAUUGUAUGGAAAAGCGACGGAAAGACUCCUGUUUUCAGAAAAAAGUCGUUUUCUCAGGCACAUCUGUCAAGACUUUUGGGGAGUUUAAUUUUCUGCCUUACUGGCGGUGGGUCUCUGUUGCACAGCUAGCUUGGCAGCUGGCUGAGAAAUUGGGAGAUUGGGACUAGUUUUUUUUUUUUUUUUUUUUUUUUAAACCUUUUUGCACAAUAUUGUGUUUAUUUCUUAAUUUUAAUACUGUGAAGCUAACCGCCUAAAAAUGAAGGACCGAUUGGAGCAGCUUAAAGCGGUGUGUGAUCAAGAUGAUGAUGACGUGGAGAUUGCUGUGGACAACGCAGGCUUCAUGGAUGAGUUCUUUUCGGAGAUCGAGGCAAUCAGAAACAAUAUUGAUAAAAUCGAUGAGAACGUGACAGAAGUGAAAAAGCUUUACUCUGUCAUCUUGUCUGCUCCCACAUCAGAUCAGAAAACACAGGAGGAUUUGGAGGCGAUCACCAAUGACAUAAAGAAGUUGGCCAACGGUGCAAGGAACAAACUCAAGACCAUUGAGAGAAAUCUGGAGUCGGAAGAGCAGGAGAGGGUGUCAGCUGACACGCGGAUACGUAAAUCACAGCAUGCAGUGCUGUCUAGGAAGUUUGUGGAGGUGAUGACAAAGUAUAAUGAAGCUCAGGUGGAUUUCCGGGAGAGGAGUAAAGGACGUAUUCAGAGACAGCUCGAGAUCACUGGAAAAGCAACUACGGAUGAAGAACUAGAGGAGAUGUUGGAGGGUGGUAAUGCUGCUGUGUUCACUGCAGGGAUUAUAGACUCGGGGAUCUCCAAACAAGCCCUGAAUGAGAUUGAAGCCAGACACAAAGACAUCGUCCGUCUGGAGAGUAGUAUUAAGGAGCUGCACGAUAUGUUUGUAGACAUCGCCAUGCUGGUCGAGAGCCAGGGUGGAAUGAUUGACAGGAUCGAGAGCAACAUGGACCAGUCGGUGGGCUUUGUGGAGCGCGCUGUUGCAGACACUAAAAAAGCUGCAAAGUUUCAGCAAGAGGCUCGCCGUAAACUGGUGAUAAUAAUUGUGAUUGUGGUGAUCUUGGUGAUCAUAGUGGCUCUGGCAAUUGGGUUGUCAGUGGGAUUAAAGAAAUGAUGAUGAGUUAUUUGAGUAAGAGAAGCGCUAAGGGUGAGUAAUUGAGCAAAUACCUGCUGUAUAAUGGGUGUGUGUCUGUUAGGCAUGCUUUGGGAAGGAGUUUGCACUUUGAGGCUCAGUGUGUGUGUGUGUUUUCUUACUAUCCAGAGGGCUUACUCGAGGUGUGUGUGCUUGUUUGAAGUACUUUGGGUGUGUUGUUAUUCUCCUGUUCUGGGCCUCUUGCCUCUGGUUACUGUAGUGGUGAAUUAGUCCCAGUUGGUGUUGAGUUUGUGGGUGUUUUUCAGUUGUAGGUAUCCCAUCAUCAACGCUGUUUCUGUGUAUGUUUCUCCUUCUCUGUAGAAGAUCAUCAUUAUUUCUGUGGUCUGUGCCGUGGUUCUUCUCAUUAUCCUCAUCAUCAUCCUCACCCAGACACUAUAGGGCUGAUCGCUGCCAUCAUCUCAUCAUCUGUGUAUUCAACAUCCUCACCAUUAGUCAUCAGCCUGCCUGCAGAAGGAAAAACUGAUCCUGAUCACUCCAUAUGGGCAUAAGAAUAUUAAACUGCAGAUAUUUUCAAUCGAAUAAAACACACUGAGGUCUCCCUCACUUUUGGACAAUUGAGGAUGCUCUGCUGCAAAAGAGGAAACAAGACCAAAGCUGACAUAUGAGGUACAUUGUCUAUUGUACCUCUGUGAAGGCGAAAAGGGAAUUGGGAAAUAAAACAUCACUUCAGUGUCACUAAACAUUUCACUGUUCAACAUUUGCUGCCAAAGAAUCAGCUGGGAAGCGUUUGUCAUCUGAAAGCUUUCAGAAGCACAUAAACUCCCUGAUUUUUUUUUUUUUUUUGUUUGGGAGCAUUGACAUGAUUUUAUGAUUGAAAAUCUCCCCAGUGAAUUUUCACUGCUGUGGGAUUUCUUUUUUGUUGUUGUUGUUGUUGUUGUUGUUGUUGUUAGGAUUUGGGGAGUUCCAGCACUUUAACAUUUCCAAAUGCAUAACUCAGAUAUCUGUAAUUAUCACUGGUUGUUUAAAAAAACAAAACAAAAACAAAUGUGAAGGAUUGCACUUAUGGGAACACAUUUCAUGAACUUAGAGGCGCGUGUGAUGAGCUGAAAUUUGAUCCUUUUCACAACCCAAACCAAAGCUUUUACAUGUAUAGACACAGUUACUCCUCCUGUUAAAGUGCUGUAGAAAUAUUUCAAUGCCAAAGGAUUUUUAGAGAGUCUAGUAGUAACACUAGUGGUUUGUUUCCCAUAAGUGCCAGAAUAGUCUUUUUGUAUUUAUUGUACUAUUCUAAGACAUGUUGCUUAUGUUGUCACAUACAAAUGGGCACUCUGUAAAGUAUCCUUGGCUAGUCUUGUCUUACUACUGGGAAAUGCCUUAACAGGCAUAUUUUAGGUUUUACUACUGAGUUGCCAGUUUUAGACACAGCCCUGCAGUACAUCUGAUGUUUGCGAAGGUGAUAAUGUUCAGUUUUUGUUUACACAGCCUUAGAGAUGUAAUGGUUUGACGUUUUUAAACAUCGCGGAGGCUGUAUGUGUGCUGCUCUUUACUUCAUAGGUGUGUCUAAUAUUUAGACUGUCCUCAUUAGUGAAUGUGGGGGGUGGGGACAAUAUUACAAACACCUCUUACUGUAACCAGUUCAUCCGCACCACAAAGUACGUCCUCCAAAAAGCCCAUCGAGUCUUAAUGAACAAUUUAAACUAAAAUGAACAUUAUACCUCCUUUUUUUUAUUUAAAGAAGUCAUUUUAAUGUAAAUAGAAAACUUGUAUUUUCAAAAAAAGACAAAAAAAGCAUGAUGCACAAGACGACAGGAUUUUUGCAGGGCUGUGUAUUAGAUCACAUUAGCUUUAGCAACGUGUACCUCCCUGUUGAAUUCAGUAAUGGUUGUCUGUCAUCAUUUCAUUCAUUUCAUUUCAUGUCGAGGUAAAGACAAUCUUUGGAACUGACAGUUUACCAAACCAAAGUGCACUGGUUGUCAUCCAGUGGCUUUAACAGGGUAAUUAAAGCACGUGAUUCCAGCCGUACACAAAAACAAUACCAACCAGUCAUGAGGAGAAGCCCUGACAUAAGGCAGUAGGCCGAUUUCAGUAAAACAAUGUUGCAAUUUAAGCAUGAAUUACAUUUUAAACUGUGGUUUUGUAUGAAGCACUUGAAAUUGAGAAUCCCGGAGCAUCAUCAUCAUUUAGGGGCACAAUCUAUUUUAUUUGAGCCGUUGGGACAGACUGGAACAUAAGAGAAAAUUGAAGCUUUUUUACCUGUGUAAAUGUCAAUGAUUUUAUCUGAAAUUAAAGAUUUUAUGUGUUAAAUUA
Oreochromis niloticus (Nile tilapia) is the source of this 3555-nucleotide messenger RNA. It is a transcript of the gene stx3b, whose product is annotated as syntaxin 3b. Gene Ontology annotation, biological process: intracellular protein transport; vesicle fusion; exocytic insertion of neurotransmitter receptor to postsynaptic membrane. The transcript is spliced from 10 exons. The record is from RefSeq and is a predicted model, not a curated record. NCBI's taxonomy places the organism in Eukaryota, Metazoa, Chordata, Actinopteri, Cichliformes, Cichlidae. Gene Ontology annotation, cellular component: plasma membrane; postsynapse; endomembrane system. Gene Ontology annotation, molecular function: SNAP receptor activity; SNARE binding. The coding region runs from base 403 to 1269 and encodes 288 amino acids.